Messenger RNA from Acanthoscelides obtectus, 3505 nucleotides. The record is from the annotation of a GenBank genome assembly. Lineage: Eukaryota; Metazoa; Arthropoda; Insecta; Coleoptera; Chrysomelidae.
UGUCACAUUUUAGGUUUGAUUUUUGUCAUGUGUGUCAACAAAAUCCAGGGGUUGCUGUGAAAUGCAGACUGUCAAGUCCAGAAAAAACAAAAGAAAAUAUAGUUGGUGCUAGUUUAAACAUACCAUUAUAUGGUAAACAAAAUGAACUCCAGGAAUUCUUUAUCAUAUUUUAUGAAUACUCCACCUCCAACUAUUCGAGAGGAUUAUCCUGACAGAGGAAAUAAACCGGAAACAAAUGCAUCACAAAGUAAUUUCAACAGAUAUGCUUCCCACAAUAAUUUUGUACAGAAAGAUGACAAAUAUGGUUUAGGAUCUAAUCAAAUAGCUGAUAUUCCUGGUAGAUCCAGACCUUACAUUACAAACACUGCUACAAAUAAUUUAGCUUCAGGAUUGAGAGAUGAUAAUAAUAUAUCCCAGAACCAAAUGAAUGGAUACAGAUAUGAAAAUGACUUAAAAGCCACAAUUAGGCAAAGUAUAGAUACUGGGCAGUCAUAUGGUGCAUCUAGAGUAUCUAAUCCCAGUUCAAAUAUUGAUUUUAGUAGGCCCCCACCGAUGAGCCAAGUUCCAAAUCUACAACUUCACUCAAGGUCACAAGAAAGGUACCAGUCAUAUACUGGUAGGAUAGGAUCUUCAGAAGUGACAAACCAUCUAAGAAGGCCUCAAUCAUCAGCUUUCAGUUCAGGAUCUGCACAAGGCACUCAAAGAUCAUCACAGUACAGUAAUACAACAAGAACCUCAGAGGUCCAACAAAAUAAUGACACGGUACUGCUACCUCAUACAGUAACUAAUAGACUAGACAUAAAUAGUGGUGGGCCUUUUCUAAAGCCUCUGCCAGCUGCCAUGCCAGCUUCAAGACAACCCCCUAUACCCCCUGGCCCCCCACCAUCAUCUCCUCCGCCCCCACCCCCUCCAGGAGCUCCCCCUGAUACGGAAAAACAGCUGUUAACGUCACCCUAUGACGUCAGACGACAAGUACAGACGUCGCCAUAUGAAGCAAAUAUGCAGGCACACAUUUCUGCUCAUGAUUAUAAAGUGCAGCUGAUGACUAACCGUGGACCACCCCCAGAAGUGAAAAAACAGUUACAAACUCCGCCACCUGAUUUGAAGCAACAGAUGCAGACUCCACCCCCUCAAUUUGUCACCCCACCUGGAGCCACGUUUUACGCACCGACGCCACCUUUUUAUCUUGCCGUUGGAAGUUUUACGAAUGUUGCCGCAUUCAGCGUCCCACCGCCUCCAAUAGGCACUCCGCGGUCGGUACCAGGUACCAUCUUGCAAGGAUCCCCAUCCAACUCAUACUAUGCUCAAGGAAGCCUGUGUUCCAAUCCUCAAAACUCAUUUUAUAACUACCACAAGCGGUCCAGGGUAUCAGAUAGUCAAGAUCCAGACUUACGCAGGGGGAGUAAAAAGAAAAAGAAAUCUCUCGCUCAGAUUUUGCCACAGAGAAGAGGAUGGUCGAUGGAAGAUGCCAAGAAAGCGAUAGAAAUCGAAAGGGAAUGCAACAGAAAAGCGCGAAGGUUCUCUUUAUUCAUAAAGUUCCCAGAUGCGGAGUUAAACAGGGAAAUUGUAAGCAGUUUCCAUAGCGCCAUUGAAAGUGUACAUUUCCAACAGCCGUCCACGCCAAGAUUUUGCUUCGUUAAUAUUUCUAGCUCUGCAGACCCUGAAGCAGUAAGACAAGAAUUGAACAAAGUCCAAUUUGGUGGCGGAUAUCUGACGGCGGAGUUCAAAAAAGACCGUGAAGAAGAUGUUAAUGUUAGUCCCGAAAACAUGGAUCCAACAACGUUAUAUGUGGGUAACUUGGCGCAAGAAGUCACGAAAGAUGAUAUGUUGCGGAUGUAUCCCAAAAAUAAAAGAAUUGAUAUAGGAUAUGCCAAAAGGAUAAAAUUCACAAGAUAUGCCUUUGUUGUAUUUAACACUGCAGCAGACGCUAUGGAAGCAUAUAAAAAGACUCAUGAUAGGCAAAUGUACAACAAAAGUUUGAUUGUCAGGUUUAGAAGGUUGAACGGUAAUAUAGGAAUGUUAGGAGAACCAAAAGUCCAAUCUAAAGCUGGAACUGAGCAAAGUCAAUCUAAGGACAGUGAAACAAGCGAAAUGCCUUCAGAAGAAAAUGAUACAGCUGAUCAUUAUCCUUGGGAUAUUGACGUUUCCUCGUGGGAAUUAAAAUAUAACGAAAGGUGUUAUCUGGACGAGGAUGAUGACUGUGAUGAUGUUUCACUGGAUGUUAAACCGUCUUUGGAAGAAUUAGAAAGGGAUUUCCAGCCCCCAAUGCAACACAUCCAAACUCGUCUCUUGUCAGGACCUCUUGACAUGGAUGAUUUGCCUAGGCCAAUAAUAGAAACCAAAAAAGAAGGAGAUACUGAAGUGGGUGCGGAAGUACAUAGAAAUAGUAACAGUCAACAACAACCAUCUGCUACACUGCCUCUGGCGGAGCUGAGCGACAGUGAAGAUACAUCAAGAAAUAGUGAAGCUACUGUUUCAGAUUUAAAUAACACCGUAACAGUAAAGGCAGAAGUUAAAACUGAAAUAUGUGGAAAUGAUAUAGCGGCAAGAUCUACUUAUCGUCAACUCAUGUUGACACGAAGGCGGAAAAACAUAACAGUGGAAGUAAAACAAGAACAGAGUGAUUCAGUGGAAAGUGAAACUGGAAAGAAUGAAUCUGUGAAGGAGUAUCAACAAGAAAAUGGAAGGUUGAGUCAAGUACAGUCACAAAAUGAAAGCAGUGAAAGUAAGAUAAGGUUUCCCGACAAGAAUGAUCGCCAGGCACUUUUAGAAACACCUAGUGCUACUACUGAUGAUAAACGUCCUUCAGAAAGUGAAAGUAGUCGGGAAGUUUGUGGAGAGAUACAAAGGGAUAUCGAAGAACAAAUACCAGAUCUCACUUCUAAGAGAUAUACUUCAACGUUGAGGCAAAUCGACAAAAAUAUUAAUAUUGCUCCAGAGGUGGAGCAAGGAAAUGAAAAUGAUGAUGUUGGUGAUAUGCUUGGAAGCUCCUAUACAGUGGAUAGGAAUAUAUCUACGGAAAUGCGCAUGCAAACUGUCAUCAUUGACCAGCCCUCAGAAGAAGAAAACUUGCGACCUGCUUCUAGAGAAGAAAACUUGCCAGGCAUGGUUCAUAGUUCUCAAAAAGGUAGUACUGAAUGUUCGAACACAGUGUUGAAACCUGAUAAUGGGAUGGUAGUCAGUGUCUCCGAAAAUGAAGCAAAUAAGCAAAUGAAUGAUGAUUCCAGUUUUGAUGUGGACCUUGACAUACUGGACAACAUCAAGAGAGAAACAAGGGCGGCAGAUGACUUUGAUGAUGAUGCUGAUUUUAAUGAGGACAACAACGAUGAUGAUGAGUUUUUAAGAUUUCUGAAGCAUCGAAAGCCUUGGACGUGAAGAUAUUUUAAAUGUAAUUAUUUGUGUAAUUUUAAUUUCUAUGCAAGUGUAUACAUAUAUGUAUUAUAAUAUAUAGUUUCGCUAUAAAAUAAGUACAAAUAAUUUUCCUAUAAAAGCAUGUUUUCUGGAC